Hevea brasiliensis (rubber tree) is the source of this 1144-nucleotide messenger RNA. Its product is annotated as protein TRACHEARY ELEMENT DIFFERENTIATION-RELATED 7A-like. The transcript is spliced from 3 exons. Bases 8 to 1144 code for a protein of 378 amino acids. NCBI's taxonomy places the organism in Eukaryota, Viridiplantae, Streptophyta, Magnoliopsida, Malpighiales, Euphorbiaceae. The record is from RefSeq and is a predicted model, not a curated record.
AACCAAAAUGUGGUCCUCUCACAAACCCAAACUCAGUAGACUUCGACAUUCUGUCAAAUCUAAAAUGGGUAUUCCAUCCUCAUUACCCACAAACCCUAACCCCAGCCCCAGUCCGCCAUUACCUCAGUCACCGCCACCACAAACGCCGCCAUUACCACAAUCACCACCACCUCAGUCACCGCCCCCGCCCCCAAGCCAAAUACCACCUCUCAUUCCGCCGACUCCCCUCUCGCCGCAAUCAGAGCCGCCAAAUGAAACACCAAUUACCGACACCCAUUCCCCAGAACCAACGCCUGACCCUGUGCCUACUCAAACGAAAACCCAAGGAAAAACAAAAAGGGCUGCAAGUAAACCUAAGAAAACCCCUGUCGGAAAAAGGAAACGAGUACCCUCUGUCCCUUUCGACUUAAACUCUCCACCUCAGUCCUCUGAACCAGUUAGCAAAAGGACCAGGUCUUCCUCGCAAACCCCAGCACCAGCGGUCCAAACACCAGUAACCCAGUCUCCCUUACACUCUCCAGCACCUGCGUCAUCUGCAGAUACUAUCGAGGAGGUAAUUUCUCCAUUACCUUGGGCUUUUAGGGAUAUGGAUAUGAAAAAGGCCUAUGAGAAAUUACUUUCUAAAACUAUUUUGGCAAACAAGUAUAUGGAUGAGCAGAUUUUGAAAGAAUUAGGCAUUUAUGAUUCUGUCUUUGCCUAUUUGGAUGUUGUUAGCUGGACUGAUUUUGCUAAAAUUAGGGAACCAGUGUACAAGGAUCUAACCCUCGAAUUUUUGAGUUCCCUAAAGUUGAGUUUCAAACCAACAGUGCCUGAACAUCAAGAUAUGAUAUAUUUUCGAUGCCAUACCUAUACUUUGUUACAGCAGCAUCCUGAUACUCCAGCUACUGCAGACCCCACCACUUUUGCACCAGCAGAACCACAACCAACCUCUACCCCACACUUCUCAGCAGACAUGUUAUCCAUCUUAAAAUCCUUGGAAUCCAGAAUAACAACUUUCACUGUCCAACAAUCUGCUCCCUCACCUGAUACCACAGAAAUUCUUGCUUCCUUGAAAAACUUAGAAAUCAAAAUUGAAGCCAUGGGUCAGGAGCAGAACCUGCAGCAGACCCUGAUGCAGCAACAAAGGCUUGAUAGCAGAACUUGA